UAGCAUACGUAUUUGCUUAUUAGGUGCGUUGGAACAUAGGUAGUGCCGCUGUUCGCCUCUUCAAGUACAGGUAUCUGUAUGAUGUUUUCAUCAGGUCUCAGCUGCAAUCUAUCCUUCCCCAGUUGCCUGGGCCAUUCGCAGGACAACGAAGAAUUGUUACCAAAAAUGGCCAGAGAGCCAAUAAUUCUUAAUGUUUACGAUAUGUAUUGGAUAAAUGAGUACACUACACCGAUUGGAUUGGGUGUAUUUCAUUCAGGAGUUGAAAUUUAUGGAACAGAAUACGCGUAUGGAGGGCAUUCAAAACCGAUCUCUGGAAUUUUUGAGAUAACACCAAGAGUUGCCGAGGAGUUAGGGGAGCAGUUUAGGUAUAGGCAAUCAGUACACAUUGGAUAUACAGAUUUCACGGAAGAAGAUGUAUGCAGAAUUGUUGCCGAAUUAGGAAAAGAUUUUAGGGGCGAUCGUUACCAUUUAAUGAACAAGAAUUGCAACCAUUUUAGUAGUCAACUUACCAUGAUUUUAUGUGGUCAAGAAAUCCCAGGGUGGGUAAAUCGCCUCGCGUAUUUCAGUUCUUGUGUACCAUUCCUUCAACGUUGCCUACCGAAAGAGUGGUUGACACCUGACGCGCUGCAAUACUCGUUGAUUCAAGCCAGUCACGAAAGUACACCAACAGAAAGUACGUCUUCCGACACUUCAUUGUAACAUUCGGCCAAUCUGACGAAACGGGGAGAGUACGAAUGUGAAUACGGACGGAGUUACGGAUUAGAUUGUCGUAGGAGAUACACCUUUUAGAGAGUUUACGCGCAAAGGAAGUUUAUCAUGACAUUAAACUACGUAUAUCGCCAGGAUCGCGAGGAAUCCGAGAAACAAAACCGUCAAAACGAGGUACAAAUUUAAAUAAAUUGUACUCCCGAAUUCCAUUGGUGAUUUAAUCAUACUGGAAAAAUGCCUUUCUUGCAACGUGUCGUUUCCUCAAUUUUGGACGGCAGUAUAAAAUGUCGUGAGUUCUCUAUUGUAUUACGCAGUUAAAAUCGACGAGUAAAUACGUAAAUUAAAAUAGAAGAUAAUUUCGUAUAAAUCAAAGGUGUGAAGAGACUGGAAUGUAAUUUAUUUAGCGGUCACAAAAAAAUAUCUUUGUAAGGAUUUAUUUACCUAUAAUCAUUUCCGUUUUCGAUUGUAUUCGCGGGAAUUAGUAUUUAUAUUUAAAUUAUUCACGAUAUUCAUUCAAUCUCGAUUUUCAAUGCGUUCGUUAAAGCUGGUUAGCUUAAAGAUUAUCAUUUAUACUUUAUAUACACAUGCGACACCUCUCUGUACAGCUGCCAUUAAUACCCUUAGGAAGUUUAAAUGAAGAAUGAAUUAAUAUUGACGUGAUAAAUAAUCCAGUUAUAAUUUAAUAAAUAUAUGUUUUCGCUAGCACAUCUCUGAAAAGGGCGUGAAACAUAUUUAUAAUUUUGUAAGUAAAAUACCGAAUCAACGAUCUGCACCGCAUGGAUAUAACAUUCCGCAGAGGUGCUUCAGAAUUUUGCACGAUAUAGAAUUACAUAUAAAACUAUAUAUUAUAAUUUUAAAGCUUUCGGCUUCUGAUCAUUUCAAAGCUUAGAGAGAAUUCUAAGAGUUCUUUUCAAAUAUUCAUGGUAUACAAAAUAUUACUAAUGUUACUAAAACUGUUGUUGACAUCAAGUUUAUAAUGUUACAUGUUAAAAGAAAAAGAAUUCAUAAAUUUGAAUAAUAUAUGAAUAGAUAAAAAAAAUUCAUAUUUCUAUAUUUCAUAUUUCUGUUUCAUAUUUCUAAAAAGUAACGCGAGAAUUAGUGCCAAUUUUAAUGUUCUGUUAAUUCGGGGUCUCGGUGAAAAUAAUAUCAGGAACUCUCUCUUACGCAUGUUACAUAAAACUCAAACGUUCAUACGUUACCACUCAAAUAUAUUAUGUUAAACGUUCACAUGUGAAUAACUUUUAUUGAACGUGAAUAAUGGAUUAUUUGUAAAAACGUUUGAUAUAACAGUUUUGUUAUCGUACUAUAAAGUCCCAACAGAAGUUUAUAUUGUCGAUAUUGUUUAAUCUAAAUCUGAACUUGUGUUUUUAAAUGGCAUGUUCCCGAGGAUUUCGCGGGGAAGAGAUGUUAGAAUUAAUUGGUCGUCGGUCAAUCUGAUAGAACAAAGUAUACAUUGUUUUAUACUCCUUACUUGACAAUUGUAAUUAUACUUAUUUAUGGGAAAAUGAGUAUAGCGUAAUGAAAUAAUAAAGUAUACAAAGCACAAUAUACAGUAUAAGUACAAAUGCUUGCGUAUCUUUUUUAUGAACGAUACUCAGUUUGUUGUUUCGUCUUAUUGUUAAUGAUUUCUUUUUAAAUAAUAAAUAUUCUACCAGCUAG
Messenger RNA from Ceratina calcarata, 2367 nucleotides. Its product is annotated as deubiquitinase DESI2-like. Gene Ontology annotation, molecular function: deubiquitinase activity. The record is from RefSeq and is a predicted model, not a curated record. The transcript has 4 exons. Gene Ontology annotation, biological process: protein deubiquitination. The coding region runs from base 79 to 699 and encodes 206 amino acids. NCBI's taxonomy places the organism in Eukaryota, Metazoa, Arthropoda, Insecta, Hymenoptera, Apidae.